UCUACAAGCUCAUGAACAACGCGGUGUUCGGCAAAACUAUGGAAAACGUGCGCGUACACCUGGACGUGCGUCUCGUGACGCGCUGGGACGGACGUUACGGCGCGGAGGCGCUGAUCGCAAAACCGAAUUUCCACAGCCGGAACAUCUUUUCCGAGGAUCUAAUGGCCGUGGAGUUGCGCCGACUGCGCGUACAAUUUGCGAAACCGAUAUACGCGGGCAUGUGCAUACUCGAGAUCUCGAAGACGCGAAUGUACGAAUUUCACUACGAUUACAUGCUGCCGCUGUAUCGCCACAUCGACAAUAAUAAUACUAAUAAUAACGAGUACUGUCGUCUAUUGUACACUGACACCGACAGUCUAAUUUAUCACAUCGUCACAAACACGAAGACGGAUCCGUAUGAGUGUAUGCGGCGCAAUCUAGCGCGAUUCGACACGAGCAACUAUCCGUCGGUCAAUGCGUACGAUAUGCCGCGCGCGAACAAGCGCGUGCCCGGUCUUAUGAAGGACGAAAAUUGCGGCGCGAUCAUGAGCGAAUUCGUCGGAUUGCGAGCGAAGAUGUACGCCUAUCGGGUGGACGGUCGCGAGGACAACAAGAUAAUAAAAGAGGUGCACAGACACAUCGUCGCACGACAAAUCACCUUCGACGAUUACGCGCAAUGUUUGCGCGACGCGACGGAAUGCACGGUCAAUCGUGCAUAA
Molecule: messenger RNA, 698 nt
Organism: Dinoponera quadriceps
Lineage: Eukaryota; Metazoa; Arthropoda; Insecta; Hymenoptera; Formicidae
Exons: 2
Coding region: 12-698 (228 amino acids)
Source: RefSeq, a predicted model, not a curated record